ACACCACUUUCAUGACGACUUGGAUGUCCCAGCCAUGGAUGUGAGGGAGGGCUUGCCCUUUCCUCGCAGAGUUUGCUCCACCUGUGCCCGCGACGGCGCUUCACGAGGGGGUCGAGCUCGUCCCAGUGAGCGCCAACCGGAGAUCGCCUCACGGGGGAACUCCUCCCGCGACCGGCCGCACCUGCAACCGGCGUCACUGUCCGGACCUGCGAGCGCCAAGGCGUCCCGUCGAGGAAACUGCGCCGGAACGGCGUCAUUGGGAAGCUUUGGACACGUGGUGUUGCCACAGGCAGAACAGGCUGAGAGCAUUGCAAGCAUUCAGCUCCAGCACAUCCAGCAGAUGGCCAUAACGUGUGAAGAUGCUGUGCGGCGAAUCGAUGCACUUUAUGUGGCCACUCGGGACCUUUUGAAGGAGCUUCACCCGCUGAACAGUGGACCUGAGGACGCAGGUUUCCACUCGAGCAGAACUCAGAGAGAAUUGGAAAACCUUCCACCACUGCCAAGACGAUCUCGUGAGGAGACGGCGCCUGCGGAGCCUGUGGAGCCUGCGGAGCCUGCGGAGCCGGAGCUCUUCUCGGAGCCGGAGCUGUUCUUGGAGCCUCCCAGUGUCUCUAGCCCAAGCUGCAUGCCAGAGUUGCCGACGGGACGCACCGAAGCCAUCAAAAAGGCGGUAGUUGGUUCCCAGAAUGAUCAGACUUGUGUCGAGGGGAAAGCGAACACAGAGGAGAGUUUCACUGACCUAGUUUCUUGUCUAUCCAUUCUAUCAUCACACACGCCGGCGCCCAUGGGCACACGAAGUGUGAUGCUGCCAUGCGGCCAAUACAUUGACCUGGACAUUUUCUCUUCACAGUUCAGUUCAACUGCAGCUGCCAACCGAAGCCUACGAAGCAACAUUGCCGAAAAGAUGCGGUCAGGAGAGCUCUAUCAAACGAUCCUGCGCCAAUUGCUCAUAUGCCAAGAGAAACUAGAUAGAGUUCAAGAAAUUGAUCGUUCAAAAGACACCUUCAAGGAAGCAAGGAAGUCAAAGUUCGAAGACACCUUUCCCUCGGCUACGGCUGGCUAUGCCGCCGGCUAUGCCGGUGGCUAUUCCGCCGAUUCCGUCCGGACUCCCGUUGGGAACGGGCUUCGCUGGUCCCAUGGAGAGCUGCGGGACUUUGUCCGGCAAAGUUUUACGGAGUUGGGACUUUUGGUUUCUCCUCCGGAGUCUUUGAUCUAUGAGGUUUAUGCGAGCUACUUUGAUCCAGAGCUCCAUUUGUCGUCGUUGACGCCCCUGCAGUCCAUUUCUUUCUUGGAAGUCUUGCUGCGUGCGACCUUCCACACCUGCCACACCGAGAUCAAACCUGCUCUCAGUGCUGCUUCGACCUCUGGUGCUUCUUUACAGCGUUUGCAUUCCACUCUGGAGUCCGAGAAGCAUAGCCAUUUGCACUCCUCACAGAUCUCCACUUCGGAAACCCAUCCGACAAGCCUGGCACAGCGCUGGGUGAAUUCCUAUGUGCCUUUGCCAGUGGAUGGAACGGUGAGCAUUGCAUAUUCCACGGGCGUCGUCAUCCAAUUCGCUGCUUUCACCUCCUUGCUACAAAAUCUCGCAGACGAAAUGAAUGAGAAGACCGGAGAGAAGGACGGAGUGCACACAAAAGACUCCAGUUCAAGGAGAACACACUUGCUGAGUAGGAUUUCGAGCUGCCAGCUUUUGAAGCGUGGGCUAGACGUCUUUCAAAUGUUUGACGCGGGAUCAGGAUAUUUGGGCUGGUCCAACAAUGAACUGACAAAUUUUGUUUCAGCAGUUUUUGAAGAAGAAGAUUUGACUCCUCCCUCUGUUGAACAGGUGGCACCCUUUUUUGAAAAGUUUGCGCAAGGCAAUACGAAGCUAAACACUUCGGAAUCUCUUUGCCUAGUGGAUGCCAUGUUCCGUGCGAUCUUGCACUCUGGAAGCCCAGCAAGAUGACUAUGCAUAGUUUUCAGCCAGAAUUGUCGAGGAACGAUUCGACCAAUUUGGUGCUGUGAAGAGGCCUGGAGACGCUUAGUCUUGUCUCCAACGCUAGAAUGGCGACUAGAAUGGCGUUUGUGCAAGGAUGCGCAAAUUGAAA
Messenger RNA from Durusdinium trenchii, 2087 nucleotides. The record is from the annotation of a GenBank genome assembly. Lineage: Eukaryota; Dinophyceae; Suessiales; Symbiodiniaceae.